AUGGCGACCCCUGGAAUGCUCUACGUUACUAUGCAGCCGAAGCCUACCCUGGCUGAGGAGCAAUUCCACGAGUGGUACAACAACGAGCACGGCCCGACUCGCCUGCGUAUUCCCCAAAUCUUCACCAACGGCUUGCGGUACCGCGCCAACGACGGCAAGGAGCCAACCUACCUCGCGAGCUACGACGUGACCGACAUGUCUCACUUGGAGACACCUACAUACACCACGCUCAGAGCAAACAGAUCUUCGCGCGAGGCUGAGACCAUUGGCCAGGUCGCUGUCACCAGAUACUUCUUCGACCUGGUUAUCGAGCGCAAGGCCCCCUCUUUCCGCCCCAUUGAAGAGCUUUCCGAUAAGGAGGCUGAGGGUCUCGAGCUGGUCGCUAUCGAGACAAACCUCAACGACGAGGCUGCCGAGGAAGAGUUCAAGAAGUGGUACGAGGAGGAGCACAUCGACAUGUUGUCAAAGGUCCCCGGGUGGCUGAGGACGAGAGUCUUCAAGAUCUCCACCCUUGGCGACGGUGCCGGUGCCAAGUCCACUUUCUUCGUACUCCACGACUACGCCCGCGAGAAUGGACUCGGCGGCCCCGAGCACAAGGCCUCCACCGCUACGAAACGCGCCGGCGAGAUUGUCAAAUACGUCAAGGGCAUGAACCGCCGUACCUACUCACUCUUUUACGUUUUCGGCCCCGCGCCCCGCGAUCUGAACAACCUCAAGAAGCAAUCAGACUCGGUGGCCGUCUGGGCGGCACCUGAUGGCAAGACCAACACCGUCCCCGGCAAGGACGGAUCUAUCAGCUCUUACAUCACCGCGGAGGAUAGCCUUGCUAUCCCCUACAGACUCGAGGGCAACCCCGCGGACGAUGCUCCUACUGUUGCUUUCUGCAACUCCUUGUUGACGUCGCUGCACAUGUGGGAUCCUGUCGUCGAGAUUUUGAAAGAGAAGCGUCCGGACCUGCGUAUCCUGCGUUAUGACAGCCGUGGAAGGCACUCCAUCCCCAGCCCGCCCGUGCCGGCAACGCUGGAUCUGCUUGCAUCCGACCUUCGCACAGUCCUCGAUGCUCUGCGUAUUCCCAAGCUGCACGCCCUCAUUGGUGUAUCAAUGGGAGGUGCGACCACGACGAACUUUUCCCUCAAGUAUCCCGAGCGUCUGGAGAAGUUCAUCGCUUGUGAUUUCAACGCCACAUCAAGCGCUGCCAACACCCAGGCGUGGAAGGAUCGCAUUGCCGUAGCGGAGGAGGAUAGUGGAGCUGGCAUCGCCAAGCUGGCGCAGCAAACGGUGGGCCGUUGGUUCCAUCCUGCGACGAUGGAAAAGGAGAGUGUUGUUAAGGCCAUGACUGACAUGGUAGCCGCCAACGACGUGGCCGGAUUCAGGUACAGCUGUCAGGCGCUGUGGAAUUACGACCUCAAGCCAGCCCUCGGUUCUUGCAAAGUUCCCGGACUGUUGGUCGUCGGUGAUGGCGAUGCCAAGGGCGCACUCGUGAAGGCGAUGGACGGAUUUAAGGGCACGAUCGGUGAGAAGGGCGCAGAGUUGAAGAUUGUGCCGAAUGCUGGUCACCUUCCCAUGUGGGAGAGCCCUGCCGCAUUCUGGGAGGCUAUCCAGGGAUUCCUUUAG
Molecule: messenger RNA, 1614 nt
Organism: Colletotrichum chrysophilum
Lineage: Eukaryota; Fungi; Ascomycota; Sordariomycetes; Glomerellales; Glomerellaceae
Exons: 1
Coding region: 1-1614 (537 amino acids)
Source: RefSeq, a predicted model, not a curated record